GUCUUUUCAUUGGGUGUAACAUUGCUCAUUUAUGUUUUGAAAUAUUUUUAGGUCCCUUUUCAUUCAUAAAUUGCUUGAGUUGUGAUGUUGUUUUGAAAAUUUUUAAUUGUGAAGUUGUAUUAAGUUGUGUACUGGUUUGGGAUUUCGUAAAUAUUUAUGGUGGCUUUUUCCCGAGUAUUUAGUUUUGCCACUUAUAUCUCAGUAAGAAUUAAUUACUCCAAUUAUUUUAUGGGAAUUUGGUUGUUUUAUUGAAAGAGUUGAAGACACCAUUGAAGUAAUAAGAGUACUGUGUUGAAGACAAGAAAGAAGUAAUAAGAGUGUCGUGUUGAAGACACCAAUCAAGUAAUAAGAGUUCUGUUCAAGGUGAUGUUAGUGUACUUGAAGGUUCGGAAGCUUGAGUUUGAAUUCAUUGUGAAGAAGUUGAAGGUCUUGAAGAUUUUCAUCUCAAUUAAUACUUUGGCAUCUACAAGGGAGCCAAGAGGCUUUGGGUUUGUUCAAUAUGUAGACCCAGCUGAUGCUGCAGAUGCAAAAUAUCAUAUGGAUGGUCAAAUUCUUCUAGGUCGUGAGUUAACUGUGGUGUUUGCUGAAGAAAACAGAAAGAAACCUGCAGAAAUGAGAGCAAGAGAACGUGGGAGGGAUCGGUCAUAUGAUUAUAGGAGAUCUCCACUGCGUCAGUCUCAAUCGCCUCGGUAUGCACGAACCUAUUCACCUGAUUCAGACUAUUCACUUUCCCCAAGACGAAGGAGAUAUUCAAGGUCAAUCUCACCAAGAGAUAGAAGGUACAGGGAUCGAUCAUACUCUAGAUCACCUUAUGGAUCAAGGGGCCGCAGUCGAAGCAGGAGUUACAGCAGGAGCAUGAGCAGAAGUCCAGGUUACUCUAGGUGAUUUACUUGACGGGCUUGAUGAAUGCGAUGGAAGAUAUUGUAGUUUUCAACCAGGAUUGUGUGUUAAAUGCUUCAGAUUAUUAGUAUGUUGUUAAUUUGUAGAAAGGAUCUGUCUUGGUUUUCUUUACGAGACAAUUUUCAUUUAUGCUCUAGUUUAAUCCGAACUAUGAUUGAACUGCUUGUUAGAGAACGUAGUGUUUGCAUUUCAGCUACCGUGUAUUUAGUUAUGGAUUUUCAUGGAUGUUUAUUCUGCCCUUUCAGUACUUUUGCUUAAUUUCUUCUGCAAUGCAAUCUGCGUAUGCCUAGCGGACUCGAGAAGGUAGAAGGUCGACGAGGUGUCAUAUUCGAAGGUGAAAAAAGGCCGACACGUAUCCAAUGCAACACAACCAUUGGCGAACUGCAUCAGAGAAUUCGGCAGAAGUUAAGUCUUCAAGACAACCAAUGUAUCACUGAGAUCACGACAACGGUGUGGCAAGGUGAUAAAUACAUUAGUUUGAAAGUGCUUGACGAUGAAGACUUGGAGAUGACAAUGGAAGAAUUUUGCAACCAGUCAAGGACAGAUUUUCUAGAGUUGUAUGUCGACAUCGUCGCAACGGAGAAUGCUCCCAUACCGGUGAGGUCAGUUUAUUUAAAUUCUCCCCGUCUUCCAGCUUCUCCUGCCGCUCAUGCGUCUCCAGUUGGUAACUUUUCUGAGGGAGAUGAAAAUGAUCCGACUUGAGAAAUGCACGACGAAGAUGACAAUGACGACGAUGAAAAUAUGGCAAUGGAAGAACAUCUUCUGGCGGAGGAUGCUAGUGCUUCAGAAGGAGAUGAAUCUCGUGAGAUGGGUGCGUCUGAAAUCCCAAUAUUCCAUCAACCAGUCGUCGCGCAAAUGCCGCAGUUGAAUGACGUUGCGUCUGCUCCGUUUGGUAUUCCACAAGAAGGUGACACAGAUUUAUUCCUUUUUGGGAAGGAAUUCCGCAUUAUUGUUACAUUGAUUGGAGUUAUCAGAGCGAACAAGAAUCAUGUACUGAUGGUUCGGUGUCUGGAUCGGCUUCAAUACAAGGUCCGUGGCAAUUGGGUGACACGUUAUUUGUCGAUCAAGAAUUUGCGACAAAAAAAGAUGUCCAAAUGGCACUUAAGCACAACCUUAUUAGGGAGCAUCAAGAAGCCAUUGUAAUUGAGAGCACGCCUGCAAAGUUGUCCAUGAAAUGUUGUGCGUACGAUCAAGGUUGUCUGUGGCGCGUAAGGGCGACCAAACCGGUGUUUCGUGAAAAUUGGAAAAUAACGAGAUGGGGUGGAAAACACGAAUGUGUGAAUGAGCACAUUUCCCAGGGUCAUGCUCGAUGUGGACGUUAUUGCAGAUCUCGUGAUAGGGAUGAUAAAGUCUGAACCAUCUGUGUCAAUCUCUUUGGUGCAAGAAAGGAUAACUGCUAAAUAUGGCUUUCAAGUUUCCUACAGAAAGGCGUGGUAUGCGAAGCAGAAAGCGAUGGCAAUUCUGUACGGUGAUUGGGAGGAAUCGUAUGCUUUUUUACCAAGGUGGUGCAAAUACAUGCUUCGCUUUUCUCCAGGUUCAUUUUAUCAUAUACAAACUAAUGAUCUUUAUGCCGAGGAGAGCUUAGUUUCUGGAAAAAGGGUUUUUCAUCGCAUUUUUUGGACGUUUAGACAGUGUUGUGAGGCGUUCAAAUUUGCCAAACCCGUCAUACAAAUUGAUGGAACACAUUUAUAUGGAAAGUACAAAGGGAAAUUGUUGGUGGCCACAGCCCAAGAUGGUAAUAAUGAAUGUUUACCGAUCGCAUUUGCCAUCGUAGAAGGCGAAACCUUGGAAGCAUGGGAUUAUUUUCUCGUUAAUAUUCGUGUUCAUGUGACUACGAUGUCAAACAUAUGUUUGAUAUCCGAUCGACAUCGAAGCAUAAUAUCUGCUGUGGAAAAUAACCCUACUUGGCAGCCGCCAAAUGCGUAUCACGUAUUCUGUAAUCGUCAUAUUGCAAGCAACUUCAAUCAAAAGUUUUGAAAUGAAGAUUUGAAGCGGAUGUUAAAGAAUUUAGGUUAUACUCCAGCAAUGGUUGAUUUUGAAAGGAAUCUUGCGAGUUUCCGUGAAAGUAGUCCUCAAAUUGUUGAGUGGAUUGAUGCGAUUCCUAAGGAAAAGUGGUCGCGUGCCUACGAUAUUGAAGGACGGAGGUACGGUCAUAUGACAACAAAUUUGGCUGAAUCUGUCAAUAGGGUUUUGAAGGGGGCCAGAAAUAUGCCUAUAACAGCAUUGGUUAAGCAUAUAUAUAGUAGAUUGGUUGCAUAUUUUGUUGAGAAAGGAACAAAUGCUCUUGCACAACUUCAAUCAGCUCAUCAUCACUCCAAACAUGUUGUUGAAUUGGUCAAGAAGAACCAGGUAGAUGCAACAGGCCACCACGUUCGUGCAUACAAUGUUGAACAUACUGUAUUCGAGGUUGACGCAGGUUGGGAGCGUUCAUAUUCUGUCAACCUCCCACAGAGAUACUGUCAGUGUGGAAAGUUUAAGGCCUUUAAGUAUCUGUGUAGUCACGUCGUUGCUGCUGCGUUAAGUGUUAGGCAGAGUGUGUUCACUUACGUUGACGACGUCUUCUUGAUAACUAACUUGGUCGAGGCUUAUUCUUUUCCGUGGGAGCCAAUCGGAAACGAGGAAGCAAUACCUGAAAUUAGUGGUGCAAAGAUUAUUCCUGAUUCUACUAUGUUGCGUGCAAAAGGUCGUCCAAAGUCAACUCGCAUCCGCAACGAGAUGGAUGAAGUUGAGACAAGCCAGAGCCGUAUCAGGUGUGGACUUUGCAAGGAACGCGGCCAUAAUCGUCGGCGAUGUCCAAGUCGUGGGAGAAACGACUGAUUUGCAUAUUAUGUCAUUAUUUUGUUGUUGGUUAUGUUAUUGCAUGAAUUGUAAUGUUCGUUAUGUUGGACUUUUUACUUUC
Messenger RNA from Gastrolobium bilobum, 3799 nucleotides. RefSeq names its product serine/arginine-rich SC35-like splicing factor SCL33. The coding region runs from base 367 to 885 and encodes 172 amino acids. The record is from RefSeq and is a predicted model, not a curated record. Gene Ontology annotation, molecular function: RNA binding; zinc ion binding. Gene Ontology annotation, biological process: mRNA splicing, via spliceosome. The transcript is spliced from 8 exons. NCBI's taxonomy places the organism in Eukaryota, Viridiplantae, Streptophyta, Magnoliopsida, Fabales, Fabaceae. Gene Ontology annotation, cellular component: nuclear speck; cytoplasm.